Messenger RNA from Mollisia scopiformis, 1356 nucleotides. RefSeq lists its product as uncharacterized. Gene Ontology annotation, cellular component: cytoplasm; proteasome regulatory particle, lid subcomplex; nucleus. The record is from RefSeq and is a predicted model, not a curated record. Gene Ontology annotation, biological process: ubiquitin-dependent protein catabolic process. The coding region runs from base 53 to 1213 and encodes 386 amino acids. Gene Ontology annotation, molecular function: endopeptidase activator activity; proteasome binding; ubiquitin binding. The transcript is spliced from 4 exons. Lineage: Eukaryota; Fungi; Ascomycota; Leotiomycetes; Helotiales; Mollisiaceae.
CCAGGAACGGUUCACAGCUCAUUAUCCUUCCUCAAAGACAACGAAUUUCAAAAUGUCGAUCUCACCAAUUAUAACUUUCAAAGCUGGUCGAUGUGAACUCGACACAUCGAGCAAGCCGUACAAGGUGAAGCCUCAAGCUACGCCUGGUUACAUCUAUCUGUAUUCCGAAGAUGAACUCAUCCACUUCUGCUGGCGCGAACGGAGCAAGCCCAUGACCGAUGAAGAUAACCUCGACCUGGUUAUGUUCCCUACCGACGGGCACUUUGAGCCUUACGAGUACAAGACCUCGAACCAACCCUCCUCCAAGACGAAUGGUCGUAUAUUCGCUCUGAAGUUCGCCUCGUCUUCCCAAAGAUAUCUGUUCUGGAUGCAAUCCGGUUCCCAGGCACAAAACGGAGAUGCCAGCUGGUUCAGUCCUAGAGAUCUGAAGAUUGGCCAAAUUGUUGAUACUCUGCUGCAAGGCGAGGAGGUCGACGUAUCCGAAGAGAUUGCCCAAGUACGUGGUAGCGGAAAUGGAGGAAAUGAUGAUGAUGAGACAAUGGAGGAUGUUGAAGGCCAUGGCGAUCCAACGGAACAACACCAGGGAGGGAGUGGCGGUGCUGGACCAGGUGCAACUGGAGGAGAUAUUCGAGAGGAAGGAUCCGGUGCGAGAGAAGGUGGAGCUGAUGGUGGACGAGCUGCAGGUUCAGGGCCUACAGAUGCCGCUACGGUGGUUCAGAACUUCCUCAACUCCUUGAAAGGUGGGCAGGGUAUGCAACAACAAGCCCAGGGCCAGAUUUAUACUACCUUACCAGACCUCCUCCCUACCUCCAUCACAGUACCGAGCAUAGACUCUGCAAAACCAGCCGACAUCGACAAUCUUUUGAGUUAUCUCCCUCCAACCAUCCUCCUCCUCGCACAAGAGUCAGCAUCAGCAAUUGAUGGCCUGGUUGAACCAAAUGCCGAGACAGCUAAUGCAGCACUUGAGGCCUUGAGCUUAGAGCAAAAGAAAGCGCUCCUGAAGCGGGUCCUGAGAAGCCCUCAAUUCCAUCAGAGCCUGGGUAGCUUGACGAUGGCAAUACGUGACGGUGGGUUGCCCAGCAUCGCUGAUGCUUUAGGAGUCAAAUUGCAGCAUGGAGGACUGGUUCGGGGUGGCAGCGUCCCAUUGGGUGGUGGAGAUGCUGUUGAAGCUUUCGUUGAAGGUGUGAAGAAGACGGUGGAGGAGAAGAAAUAAAGUGGAAAUGAUUUGACACCAGACUUGCAUGGCAUUCGCCAUUGUAUUACACUCCUGUAUCACAUAGAAGACCUAGACCGGGUUCGCAGAGACCUUAAGAAGCUUAAUUGAGAGUCAAAGUGGCAAUCAAAAAUAGUGAAGAC